AUGUCGACUUCCACUUCUCCCCCGCAGCAGCUCAAGGAUGAGAUCCAGGUCGCUGAGACCAAGGCCGUCAACCAGACCAUUGCCCAGCUGCGCUCGCUCGCUGCUGGUGCAGCUGGUGGUCUCUGUGCUGUAAUUGUCGGACACCCCUUUGAUCUGGUCAAGGUGCGCUUGCAGACCGCGGAGAAGGGUGUCUACUCGGGUGCUAUGGAUGUGGUCAAACGGACGGUUGCCCGUGAGGGUUUGGCUAGGGGCUUGUAUGCCGGUGUCUCUGCGCCCCUCGUCGGUGUCACUCCCAUGUUCGCUGUCAGCUUCUGGGGAUACGAUUACUCUAUUGCACAGAUCUCCGCAGCCGGGUUCUUCUCGGCUAUUCCCAUGACGCUGAUCACCGCACCCUUUGAGCGUGUCAAGGUCCUUCUCCAGAUUCAGGGCCAGAACCCUCCUCCCCCCGGCCAGAAGCCCAAGUACUCCGGUGGUACUGAUGUUGUGCGCCAGCUGUACAAGGAGGGCGGCAUCCGCAGUGUGUUCCGCGGCAGCGCCAUGACGCUGGCUCGUGAUGGCCCUGGUUCCGCUGCGUACUUUGCCGCUUACGAGUACAUCAAGCGCUCGUUGACCCCCAAGGAUGAGAAUGGAAACGUCACCGGCGAGCUUUCUCUGUCCGCUGUUCUUUGCGCUGGUGGUGGUGCUGGUAUUGCCAUGUGGAUUCCCGUCUUCCCCGUUGACACGAUCAAGUCUCGCCUGCAGAGCGCACCGGGGAAGCCCACUAUCGGGGGUACCAUUCGGUCCGUCUACGCCAGCGGUGGUUACAAGGCAUUCUUCCCUGGCUUUGGUCCGGCUCUCGCUCGUGCCGUGCCCGCCAACGCCGCCACUUUCCUUGGUGUUGAGCUGGCCCACAAGUUUAUGAAGAACCUCUUUGACUAA
Penicillium nucicola is the source of this 918-nucleotide messenger RNA. Its product is annotated as carnitine:acyl carnitine antiporter. Gene Ontology annotation, cellular component: mitochondrial envelope. Lineage: Eukaryota; Fungi; Ascomycota; Eurotiomycetes; Eurotiales; Aspergillaceae. Gene Ontology annotation, molecular function: O-acyl-L-carnitine transmembrane transporter activity. The record is from RefSeq and is a predicted model, not a curated record. The transcript is spliced from 5 exons. Bases 1 to 918 code for a protein of 305 amino acids. Gene Ontology annotation, biological process: mitochondrial transport; carnitine transmembrane transport.